This is a messenger RNA of Pomacea canaliculata, 604 nucleotides long. Its product is annotated as cell death specification protein 2-like. The transcript has 2 exons. The record is from RefSeq and is a predicted model, not a curated record. Gene Ontology annotation, biological process: regulation of DNA-templated transcription. Bases 12 to 557 code for a protein of 181 amino acids. Gene Ontology annotation, molecular function: DNA-binding transcription factor activity. Lineage: Eukaryota; Metazoa; Mollusca; Gastropoda; Architaenioglossa; Ampullariidae.
CAUGCAAAGUUAUGGAGUUCCUCAGGGUUUCGCUGCACCCACCAUGCCAUAUCAACAUCAAAUGCUGGCAAAAUUUUCCUUUGGCUUCUCUAGCUAUUCCUGGUGCAGCCUCGAGUGACCCAACUUUGGCAAAUGCCUCCCUGAAGCAAGUCUCCAAGCCCGAUGUCAAGCACACGAGGGCCGCGAGUAAACCGAUUCCCACGGAAAUGAAGGACGCGAAAUACAACGAGAGACGAAAGCUCAACAAUCUCGCAGCCAAGUGGUCACGUGACCUGUGCAAACAGCGAAUGGAGGAGCAGGUUAUAUGCACACGCAAUCUUCAAGAGGAGCAGAUUUCUCUGGAUGAGGAAGAAAGAGUCCAGACACAAAGAGUACGAGACCUGUGCAUCCUUCUCUAUGAAGAUCCAGAGGACAUAUUCCGUAAGGCUCCAGGUGGGCCGAAAACGCAGUUAAGCAGCAAUCUGCUCACAAGAAAUGAGUCCGACACGCUUGACAUGAAAAGAUUGUCGAAAUACGUAUGUCGCCUGAAAUCCUUUAAUAGAUGUGUGAGCCAGUAAGUGGCUUUGAUCGUUAUCUUAUUAUAUCAGCAGUAGUGGCAAACUGA